Molecule: messenger RNA, 3589 nt
Organism: Micropterus dolomieu (smallmouth bass)
Lineage: Eukaryota; Metazoa; Chordata; Actinopteri; Centrarchiformes; Centrarchidae
Gene: mdm4
Product: MDM4 regulator of p53
Exons: 12
Coding region: 256-1746 (496 amino acids)
Biological process (GO): negative regulation of apoptotic process; protein ubiquitination; regulation of cell cycle
Cellular component (GO): nucleus
Molecular function (GO): ubiquitin-protein transferase activity
Source: RefSeq, a predicted model, not a curated record
UUGUACAAAGACUAUCUCUGCUUAGCAAAAUAUGCGCUAGCUGGGCUUGCAGGGCUUUUGGCCUUGUUAUUUGAAGACACUAACGUUAGCUGAGUCGCGAAAGGGAAAGUAAUGCUAGCGCGGUGUAACGACUCCAUCCACGCAGCUGUCUGUAAGCUUAUUUUGGCAAAAGCUGUUCAGCUUUAAACUAAUUAGGCCGAAGACAUUUGCCAUUGCUAGAUUGUUUUGGCCUCGUAGACAUUAAAUACUUUUACUAUGAGCUCCCUAUCAGCCCAGCCUCUGGCAUCAAGCUCAGCAUGCAGGACACUACCUGGAGAGGGAAAUCAGGUACAACCAAAAGCCCCUCUCCUGCAGAUUCUGCGUGUUGCCGGAGCCCAGGAAGAAGUCUUCACACUCAAAGAGGUGAUGCACUACUUGGGUCAGUACAUCAUGGGGAAGCAGCUGUAUGACAAACAGAGGCAACACAUAGUCCACUGCCAGGAUGACCCUUUGGGAGAGCUGCUGGAGGUGGAGAGCUUCUCUGUUAAAAAUCCGAGCCCGGUGUAUGAAAUGCUCAAGAAAUACUUAGUUGUGCUUGGUUGUUCUGACGCUGCAGAGAAUCUUUCUGUGGGCCGUGAAUGUGUAGAGGGCGGAGUGGAGGAUCGUGGUCAGAUAUGUGGAGGUGUGGUCAAAGCAGGACUGGAGGCUUGCAGUGAUGGGCCUCUCCUGCAGACCCCCUCCCAGAGACGGCCCCGAGAGCCAGACGACGACUCCCUCGAAGGCCUGCCACGGUCAGCCUGCAAACGGCCCAAACUGGAUGUUACUCUGGAUGAGUGGGACCUCUCUGGCCUACCCUGGUGGUUUCUGGGUAAUCUCCGUAGUAACUACAGCCGCAGGAGCAAUGGCUCCACUGACAUCCACACAAACCAACUGUCUCCUGCGCAGGAGGAGGACACGGCCAUCGUGUCGGACACCACCGACGACCUCUGGUUCCUGACCGAGGGCGGCAGUGAACAGGUGAGCGUGGAGAUGAAAGAGGCUGCACUGGAGGAAGGCAGCGGAGGAGAAGGGGAGGCUCUGCCUGAGGACGAUGAUGGAGGAGGGAAGGAGGAGAAAACAGAUCGAGAGAUGCAGGAGGAGCCAGAUGAAGACUCGCAGUGUCUGAGCGAUGACACUGAUACAGAGAUCUCCACACAGGAUGCGUGGCAGUGCACAGAGUGCAGGAAGUAUAACACACCUCUCCAGAGGUACUGUGUUCGCUGCUGGGCUCUACGAAAGAACUGGUAUAAAGAUGUCCCCCGACUCGCCCAUUCCCUUUCUGUUCCUGACAUCCCAGCAUGCAGCUCUCUCACCACCCAUGAUGAGGAAGAUGACAGCGACACAGGCAUUGAUGUCCCAGACUGCAGCAGGACAGUUUCUGACCCGGUCAUCCUGCCUUCUCACUCCACAGCUGACCGACCACUGCCCACUAUGAUUACAGGGAAAGGCAAGGGGCCUUGGCCCUCCAGAUUCCAAAAGGAUGAGCAGCUCUCAAGUGGGGAGAGUCAAGAAAAUCUUGGCAUGGAGGUUGAAGAAGUUAGGCCUGAGGCACUGUUGGAGCCUUGCAAGCUCUGUCGAGUGCGACCACGCAAUGGAAAUAUAAUACACGGACGUACAGCUCACCUGCUAACCUGUUUCCCGUGUGCAAGGAGGCUGCACAAGUUCCAGGCUCCUUGUCCAGGCUGUGGGAAGAUUAUUCAGAAAGUUAUUAAGAUAUUCAUUCUUUAAAAAGAAUCACUUUCGACCAUACAGCUGCAUGCACUCUGGUACACACGCUCGUAGACACACACACACACACAAAACGUGCACCUUAUAUUCAAAUCUACACAGACUAUAGCACUUGGUGAAUCUUGCUCUGGGUUGCAUGGUUUAUUUUGCAUCACACUGCCUCUGAAGUAUUGUUGGAUGAAACACGAGUUUGUUAUACCAAAUGCUUGUUUUGGUGCCAUACUUAAAUAAGGGACAUAUAAAAGCAAAAGUAUUUAUUUAUUUAUUUAUUAGAUCACAUAGGAAUGCAGCUUGUGUGAGCUAUUAUUUGUCUUCAUGAAGGCUUGCUUUUCAGGCUAUGUGAAUUUCGUUCAUUGGUUUUUGCCUUUCUUGAAUGGUGCCAUUUUAAAAGUAUUGCUUGCCUUGUUCUUGUAGUUUUGUUUGAUUUUCUUUCUCCGUAGAUUCCCUUCAGGCGUCACGGCAAAAAUGGGAAAAAUCAGUGCAGGUAAUGUGGCUCUGAGAUUUGAGUUAUGAAGACAAGAUUGAAGGAAGAACAGGAAAGAGUCUUAACUGUGAUUUUGUUAUCAACAGCAGCAGCUCCAUGAAAGUAUCCUCCUAAGCUUUUCUUUACAAGGAAAAGAAAAACGUUCUCUCAGCAUAAGUGAAUGUAAAAUACAAAUGUGGUGACUUAAGUCCUUUUUCUGUCAACAUAGUAUUUUAAAAUGUAGACUUAACUUUAACCUGCUUGAGAAUGCACAGCUGAAGUAUUUACUGUAAUUUUCUCUGGGUAGUCAUUUGAUGUUAAUAUGUAUUCAAUUCAAAAUUGCCAAGCCUCUGAUGACGGUUAUAUUACAGUAAGUAAAGUAAUGUAAUUGUUAAUGUUUAACUGUUAUCAUUUGGGAAAGGGUACUUUACACCCCUUCCUGAACUUACGAUAAAUGAACAAAAUCUGUUUAUUUUGUAUUUAAUUUAUUUAUGAAUCUGUUUUAAUCGUUUAGAUGACCACCUCUAAUGAAGCAGAACAAGGCUGCAUUUGUUACAGAGUUCUAAUGUGUAAUUUACAGCAAUUUUUUUUUUUGUCUCCAAAAGAUGUACAGUGUGUGUAAGGCAAUAGGAUGUUACCAAAUGUACCAUGAGUGUAGAACUGACUUGGAGUUAGGGAGGGUUUGAGUGAAGCGUUACACUGCCAUGUAAUGAUGUUGAAUUUUAAUUUGUAUAUUAUAGAUUUUAUUUGUUUAUGCAUUAUUUGAAGAUUGUCUCGCUGGAGCGUGUAGAUAUGAUUUACUUCCAGUGUGUGUGUGUGUGUGUGUGUGUGAGUGUGAGUGAGAGAGCUGUCUACAAAUGCAGCAUGCUCAACAGUGCUCCCAAGUAAGACAGUAAGCAUUUAACUCUUUGCUCUGCUUAGCGUAGAGGGAACGUCACAGUUCUUUGAUCUGCUCUUUACUUGCGCUUAAUCUUUCUGCCAGCAGGUGGGGAGAAGUUUCAGUAGUGUAUCUGGUGCCCACAGAAGCUGUAGAGCACCAGUAAUAACAUGUAAUGCAUAUAUAGAGCAUGCCUCCUGUCGUGACUAGAGCCAGCACUGAGCUGGUUUGAAAGCUAUAUUAGCUAUAUAAAAGCUAUAAAUGAUUAAUGUAGCCUGUUGUAUUUAUUGCCAUCAUUGUGGAAUGAGUGAAACAAACUUCCUCUAGAAUACGGACCUCAUGAAAAUAGCACAUAUUAUACCAAUUAUGCUGGUUCGAAAUGACAGACUUAAUUGUUGCAAUUAUUGACAUUAAGACUAUAGUGUGCUCAGAAAUGGUACAGCUAAUAUAGUUGGGUUUUUUUUCUACUUGUCAUUAAUAAAAUCAUUUGUUUUGUACAGCAA